UGCUGCCAACGCCCCGGCGAAGAAGCUGAGGUCAACAUCAAAUUCGAAAUAUUUAAACAAUUUCCACAAUGCAGACAAUUAAGUGCGUUGUUGUGGGCGAUGGUGCUGUUGGUAAAACAUGUCUCCUGAUAUCAUAUACAACAAACAAAUUUCCAUCUGAAUAUGUACCAACUGUUUUUGACAACUAUGCAGUCACAGUUAUGAUUGAUGGAGAGCCAUAUACUCUUGGGCUUUUUGAUACUGCAGGGCAAGAGGAUUAUGACAGAUUACGACCACUGAGUUAUCCACAAACAGAUGUAUUUCUAGUCUGUUUUUCAGUGGUCUCUCCAUCCUCAUUUGAAAAUGUGAAAGAAAAGUGGGUGCCUGAGAUAACUCACCACUGUCCAAAGACUCCUUUCUUGCUUGUUGGGACCCAAAUUGAUCUCAGAAAUGAUCCCUCUACCAUUGAGAAACUUGCCAAGAACAAACAGAAACCUAUCACUCCAGAGACUGCUGAAAAGCUGGCCCGUGAUCUAAAGGCUGUCAAAUAUGUGGAGUGUUCUGCACUCACACAGAAAGGCCUAAAGAAUGUGUUUGAUGAAGCGAUACUGGCUGCCCUAGAGCCUCCAGAACCGAAGAAGAGCCGCAGGUGUGUGCUGCUAUGAACAUCUCUCCAGAUCCCUUUCUGCACAGCUGGUGUCAGCAUCAUACUAAAAGCAAUGUUUAAAUCAAACUAAAGAUUAAACAUUAAAAUUCGUUUCUGCAAUAAUGACAAAUGCCCUGCACCUACCACAUGUACUUGUGUGAGACAAGGCCGGUAGGUAUGCCCCGCCCCUCCCAGUACUAGUUAAUUUUGAGUAAUUGUGAUUGUCAGAAAAGUGAUCAGUACUAGUUUUUGUUUUGUUGUUUCAAAAACUUUUUUUUGUUGUUCAAAAGUAAGGCAUGCUUGUGAGGACUCUGUAACAGACUAAUUUGAAUUGUUGAAGCUGCUCCCUGGUUGCACUUGAGAGUAAUCUGGGACAUCUUGGUAUUUUUUUUCCUUCUUUUAUUUUUGGGCAGGGGGGGGGUAUUUUUUAGUUUUAUUUUUUAAAAUUCAUUAACCAGUGGUCAGCCCUUAGAGGAGGAGGACGGAUUGAUUCCACAUUCCACUUCCUAGAUCUAGUUUAGAAGAGCAUGUUCCCCACCUGGUGCUCUUAGGAAGGAGUAUAGUAAAUGCCUCAUUUAAUAACAUACUCCUUUUUGAAAGUUGCCUUUUUUCUCUCUCCACCCUCGAGUGGAUCCAGUAUUUGAUAAAAUUUGUGAAAGUGGGUGGAGGCUGUCUUGUCCCUCCUCUUUUCUAGGAUGCACUCUAUAUGUGACUGUGACUUUCAAGGAAAUUUGUUUACCACUUGCUGAUUUUUUUUUUUUUUUGGAAGUUAAUUUUUACUUCUUUCACUGAUAAAUGAAGAAAAGUAUUGCACCUUUUGAAAUAUACCAAAUGGAUUGAGUUUGUAAUUAAAAUUUUUUUCUCCCCUGUUA
Messenger RNA from Cavia porcellus (domestic guinea pig), 1497 nucleotides. Its product is annotated as cell division control protein 42 homolog. Gene Ontology annotation, cellular component: dendritic spine. Gene Ontology annotation, biological process: modification of synaptic structure; endocytosis; Cdc42 protein signal transduction. Lineage: Eukaryota; Metazoa; Chordata; Mammalia; Rodentia; Caviidae. The transcript has a single exon. Gene Ontology annotation, molecular function: GTP binding; GTPase activity; protein kinase binding. Bases 69 to 644 code for a protein of 191 amino acids. The record is from RefSeq and is a predicted model, not a curated record.